Calliphora vicina (urban bluebottle blowfly) is the source of this 717-nucleotide messenger RNA. RefSeq lists its product as uncharacterized. Gene Ontology annotation, biological process: DNA integration. Gene Ontology annotation, molecular function: nucleic acid binding. The coding region runs from base 1 to 717 and encodes 238 amino acids. Lineage: Eukaryota; Metazoa; Arthropoda; Insecta; Diptera; Calliphoridae. The record is from RefSeq and is a predicted model, not a curated record. The transcript has a single exon.
AUGGCUGCUUUACCCCCUGAACGUGCGUCUCUUUCGAGACCGUUUACCCAUACUUGUUUAGAUUUCGCAGGUCCGUUCGACUUAAAAUCCUACAUUGGUAGAGGUUGCCGAAUAACAAAAGGUUAUGUUCUCGUGUUUGUUUGUUUUGCCACAAAGGCGAUUCAUUUAGAGCCAACCGGUGAUAUGUCGGCCGAAACAUUUCUUGCUGCGUUUGCCCGUUUUUUCUCUCGUCGAGGUUGUCCUGCUCAUGUUUACUCGGACAACGGAACUGCAUUUGUCGGUGUUGCUAAUUUACUGGAAGUUGACCGAAAGCAGUUUUUACUCCAAUUGAAGCAAAAAGUACUUGUACGAAAUAGUUCUCAGCCAGUUGAAUGGCAUUUUAUACCCCCUGGGGCCCCUCAUAUGGGCGGCUUAUGGGAAGCCGGCGUUAAGAGUGUAAAAACUCAUUUUCGCAAAAUUGCUGGAAUGCAAAAAUUUACAUUUGAGGAGUUUACAAAUAUGUUAAGCCGUAUUGAAGCUUGCCUAAACUCAAGACCAUUAACUGCUAUGAGCGAUAAUCCCCUUGAUUUAGUCCCAUUUACCCCUGGUAAUUUUUUGAUUGGAGCACCUCUUUUGGCACCCCCUGAACCCAAUCAUUCCGAUCUUUCUUUGAGUAUUGCAUCAGUUUGCUCUGCGAUGGAAAGAGGAAUACCUCAAAGAACUCCAUCGGCGAACUGA